This is a messenger RNA of Impatiens glandulifera, 1440 nucleotides long. Its product is annotated as protein DETOXIFICATION 56-like. The transcript has a single exon. The coding region runs from base 10 to 1440 and encodes 476 amino acids. NCBI's taxonomy places the organism in Eukaryota, Viridiplantae, Streptophyta, Magnoliopsida, Ericales, Balsaminaceae. Gene Ontology annotation, molecular function: xenobiotic transmembrane transporter activity; antiporter activity. The record is from RefSeq and is a predicted model, not a curated record. Gene Ontology annotation, biological process: xenobiotic detoxification by transmembrane export across the plasma membrane. Gene Ontology annotation, cellular component: membrane.
AUCAACCAGAUGGCUCACGAUCUUUCUUCACCACCCUCAGUUGCAGCUAAGAAAUGGCCAGCCAACUUGUUUCAUGUUCUUAUUUCAGAGCUGAGAAUACAAAGAGGAAUUUCAAUCCCAUUGAUAGCCAUGAAUCUCACAUGGUUCGCCAAGAUAGCAAUCACAACCGCGUUUCUUGGCCGUCUAGGUGAGCUACCAUUGGCUGGGGGCACACUUGGCUUCACUUUUGCAAAUGUAACCGGAUUCUCUGUUUUGAGUGGUUUAUGUGUUGCCAUGGAACCAAUCUGUGGUCAGGCUUAUGGAGCCAAGAACUUCAAGCUUCUCCAUAAGACCCUUCUCAUGGUUAUCACUCUGUUGCUUAUAGUUUCUCUUCCAAUUUCAAUCUUGUGGCUCAAUGUUGAUAAAAUCCUAAUAUAUUUUGGGCAGCAAAAGGAUAUUUCACUUGUUGCUAAAGAUUAUAUCUUUUACCUUCUCCCUGAUUUAGCAGUUACUUCUCUACUCUGUCCAUUGAAAUCGUAUUUGAGCUCUCAAAACGUGACUGUCCCCAUAAUGUGUAGCUCGGCCCUGGCUGUUGCUUUCCAUUUGCCAAUUAACAUGAUCCUUUUCAGAGCUAGAGGUCUCGAAGGAGUAUCCAUGGCUGUUUGGAUUAGUGAUCUCGUAGCAUUGGUUUUGCUUGCUUCAUACACGUUCAUUAUGGAGAUUCGCAAGGGAGGGAAAUGGGAAGAAGGCGGUUGGAUUGAACAAGAAAUUGCAGAUUGGAUCAAAUUGAUGAAACUCUCGGGACCCUGCUGUUUAACCACCUGCCUCGAAUGGUGGUGUAUCGAGAUUCUUGUUCUUUUAACAGGUCGACUCCCGAACGCCAAACAGGCUUUAGGAGUGUUGACAAUCGUUCUCAACUUCGACUACUUACUUUACUCUGUUAUGCUUUCGUUAUCAACUUGUGCUUCCAUUAGAGUUUCGAACGAACUGGGUGCUAAUCGAGAGCAAUCUGCUAGAGAAUCGGCGAUGGUGUCUCUGGUUUUGAGUGUUGUGUCGGGUUUGAUUGCGGGUUUGAUCAUGGUGGCGGUUAGAGGGAUUUGGGGACCACUGUUUAGCCAUGAUAAGGGUAUUGUGAAGGGAGUGAAGAAGAUGGUGUUGUUGAUGGCUAUGGCAGAGGUGGUGAAUUUCCCAGUUGUGGUUUUGGGAGGAAUUGUGAGAGGAACGGCUAGACCUUGGCUUGGGAUGUACUCGAAUUUGGGAGGGUUCUAUCUGUUGGCGUUGCCUAUAGCUGUGGUUUUGGCUUUUAAAGUUAAGAUCGGGUUAGGGGGUUUACUUUUAGGGUUCUUGGUUGGGAUGGUGGCUUGUUUGGUGUUGUUGUUGGUUUUUGUGGCUAGGAUUGAUUGGUCACAAGAAGCUGUUAAAGCUCAGAGACUUGCUGGAGAUGGAAAUCAACAACAAUAA